AUGGAACCGAGUGAUAGCUGGGAGGAGGCCAUUGAAGAUGGACUAGAGCUGUUUCCAAGAAAAGAGAAGACUAUCCGAAGAGAUGUGGACGUUAAGAUCGAGAUGAUUCAUAGGGUUUUAUGGUUUUUUAGGAAGGUGGUAGUUCCGGUUGGGAAGCCGAGUAUAAAAGAAAAGGUUGAUCUCCAUAUUUAUGAAAGAUUGAAAGAGCAUGUAUCUUCUGUCGGGGAUAUUGGAGAAGUGGAUAGGACAGUUAUUUUAUUUAAUCUUUUAAUUUCAUUUGGGAUACCAAGCAGGAUAUACAUAGUUUUGUCCGAGGAGCCCAAAUGUUUUAUUGAGAGUAAGAUUCUAGGCAAGGUUAAGGAACACCACAGCAGAUAUGAAGACUGUGUUUUUUCAAUCGACGCCUCUCUAAAGCUUAAAGACCAGUCAUACCACUUUUCAAAGUCCACAAAACGAUUUUCUGCAUCAAGAUAUGUGGUUUCAGGGUUUUCCAAGUCCAAGAUGUGUAAGGAUGUGUCGGAUAAGGAAAUGAUCAGAUGCUUUGAUGAGAUCGAUAAUGAAAGGAUGAGUACGAUACCAAACUCUGUUGAGAAGAUGAAAAGACAUCCAAAAUAUAUUGUUGAGUCCAUGUUAAGAUGGGACCAGUGCAUCUAUCCAAAAAGACCGGUUUUUGGGAUCUUCCGAGGAGAAGCUGUAUAUCCUCGAGAAAAUGUGAUAAGGCUGAGAACAAAGGAACAAUUUUAUAAGGAAGGGAAAGAAGUCAGGUCAUCAAAGCCUUAUAGAAUAGUGAAGAGAGACAAGAUGAUCCGGCUGUAUGCGCCAUGGCAGACGUGCGAGAUAGUAGUUAAAGGGUUCAGUGAGUCAAUGUAUCAAGAUUACUUCCAUCCGAAUUUUAUACCACAGGACUGUGUAUAUAUAGAUAACAAAAACGCUAAAGAUGUUGCAUAUCUGAUUGGGAUUCCAUACAGGAUUUGCUUUCAUGGGUUUUCUGGGAGGAUUCCUAUCAAUCGAGGGAUAUUUAUAGAGAAAAAAAAUCUUUAUGUGCUUUCUAACUUUCUGUCCCAAUAUUGCAAGUACUUGGAGAUGAAGGAGAGGAACGAGCGUGGGGCAUUGGGGCUGAAAAGGUGGAGGGUUUUAAUCAGAAAUGCAGCCAAGUAUUUGAGGAUAAGAAAAAGCUUGGGAUUAAAAUAA
Molecule: messenger RNA, 1191 nt
Organism: Encephalitozoon romaleae SJ-2008
Lineage: Eukaryota; Fungi; Microsporidia; Unikaryonidae
Product: DNA repair protein Rad4
Exons: 1
Coding region: 1-1191 (396 amino acids)
Biological process (GO): nucleotide-excision repair; mismatch repair
Cellular component (GO): cytoplasm; nucleotide-excision repair factor 2 complex; nucleus
Molecular function (GO): single-stranded DNA binding; damaged DNA binding
Source: RefSeq, a predicted model, not a curated record